GCAAAACCUCAACAAACGCGUCUGUGCUAGAAACGCACUGUUUGUGAGCAGCCGUAUAUUGUAUCCAUUUCAUUACAAAUUUUAUAGAGAAGGUAUCUACAUGAAUUUUUGAAUAUAUUCAAGAUAGUGGAUCCUUCAAUAGUGCUUCUCUUAAAAACUAAGGAAUGCCUUAAACAUGUCUUCGGAUUUAUUGUCUCAAAAGAAGGACCAUUUUAUCCCAGUUCUCCUCAAUGAAUGUAGUAUUGAUUCUCCAUCCUUCCGUGCUAGUAUUCACUUCUUGGGCAACCAACUUCGAGCAUAUAGCCAAUGGUCUGAGGAAUUUUUACGCUCGUGCCUGAAAUAUACACAGGCAAUAGAGGCCAUUGAGCCAGUUGUUGCAACCAUUUCGUUUCAGUCAAUGCCUUCCGUCAUUUCUUGCGGAUUUUUUGAUCCUGACUAUGCAACGACAGCUCUUUUAAAUGGUCAAGAAAUAUUUCGCUCUACCUUCUUAAUCCAGAUGGAGCAAGCAAGAAACAUACGCAAGUAUGUUGUUAAUCCCAUGGAAUUAUUCCAUGAUUCCAAGUUACGACCAUUGCUUCAACUUGAUGAGCGUUAUCGCACUGAACGAGAGCAUUAUGAUGCUGAGAUGUUAAGAUAUGCUUCUUCGAGUCAAAUGAAGGAUCUUGCUCAAAUGCGUGAUGAGGCGAAAUCUCUUUGUGAUGCUCGUAGUACCUAUUUUACUACCGCUUUGCAGUAUGUCGUACAAUUGGGCUCUUUCCACUCUUCCUUGGAUAGUAUCGCCCUAGAGAGUGUGGGUCGGUUUUCCGUCGAAACUUUUCGACUUAGCAGUCAGCUGCAUGAAUCAAACGCGAGUGCCCAUGAUCAAAUUGUGCGUCUGUUGUCUUAUGGAUCAAAGCUCAAUGAAUCUCAACCCGCUCUCAAGACACUGAUUACGAAUGUAUAUAACCGUAUGGAAAGGGAAAUUUUAAAGCGUAUCCAGCCACCUUCAAAUCUUGAAAGUUAUCGUAUCGACACGAAAAACACGUUCAAUACGACGGCUACGAGACUACAAGGAUGGCUCCUUCGAAAUGUUAGUUCUAAUAAACCAGAAAAUAAAGCAGUCUGGAAGAAAUUUUGGUUUUUUAUUGACAAUGGCUAUUUUGGAUAUCUUACUGAUGAUGCAAAUGGCGGCGUUUUUGAAAGCGAACGUAUUGGUGUCUUGCUUUGCAAGUUUAGCCCGUUGGUCAACGGCCAUCGAAGAUUUUGUUUUCAAAUAAAAACAAAAUCUUCCUUGUUUAUUUUGCAAGCUGAGACUCAAUUGGAUAUGAUAAAAUGGGAAAAGGUUUUUCAUAAUGCACGCGCACACUGCUUAAAUGGCAAAAUUUCUGCGGAUUUAAUUUUAUCUCCCACACUUCCUUCUUUCUCAGCAAGAUCACUAGCUCCCGUCAAUGGUCGUCGUCGUAAUCAGUCUAAUCCCAAAAACGGUAAAUCCUCACGUGCCCAUUCUGAAAGGCUUCUUUGUGGACAAGGUAAUUACGAAAUUUCAACCAUUAUGCGUUCAAGAAGUCUGCCUAGUGUGCCUUCAGCACAAAAAAUAAUUCACAAUACAGCCUCCCAUAAUCGAUCAGAUCUCCUCGCACCUUGGAGUAUAGUAGCAGCUCCCGUAAUGACAAAUCUUACUUCUGAUACAAUUACCAGUUUCUUAGAUCACGAAGGAUACUUCUCGGGUAACUCACCGUCCGCGCUUAUGGCUAAUUUUUGGGGAUCUGUGAACUAUGGUCAUGUUUUAGAACAACGGAACUGGCAUUUGGGUCCAGAAUUUGGUCUUACUUAUCAAAGAAUAUCGAGGGAGGUAAAUUUAGAAUCCUUCCCGGCUGAGUUGAAAUUAAGAAAUGCAGAAUUUAAGGGAAUUUUUGGUGAGUUGGCAACUUCCGCGGUUCUAUUUGUUAGUCGCGUUGUAAGUAAGCGUGAAGGUCAGAUUAGGAUGCCUGGAAGAAUGUAUUGCACUAUGCGCGGCGUAUUCAUUUACUAUAGAAUUAGUGGAUUAGUGCUUAUCGAACAUAUCCCCAUCUCAAAAAUCUCAAAUGUUAAAUACUUUACAAGCAGCAAAUGUGAUUACUUUUAUUUGAGCGUGACGAAAUACGGAACUCUUAGAUUCCGGUUAUACCUUGAUUCUUCAAAACUAUUACACGAUCGUUUAAACAUUUUAAUAUAUAAUUACGUUGCGGACGAUCCCAUGAACAGUGUUAAAUUACUGUCUCGAAUUCGUGAAGUUCAGAAAAAUUAUGCUUUUGAGAAACCAAACGUAGAUCAAUCUGCCAUACCAGAUUUCGACGCAAUCUCUCGUCCCCAGACUCAUGUUCGAGGAAGAAGUAAAACGCUUUCAACGCCAUCCGAAACUGUUUAUAAAGAAGAUGACCAUGUAAUUGAGCAAAUGAGAAGACUCAAUAUUGCUAGACUUCCGAAGGAAACGGUUCAAGUAGCUCGGUCUGAUCAUAUGGAUGAUAUAAUUCUGGAUAACGUGUACGAUGUUUCUUCUAAAGCGUUGUUUCAUAUUGUUUUCGGAGAUAAAAGCAACUUCUUGCUUAGGCUUUAUAAGCUUCAUGGUAUUGAAGACAUUGAACUUCUUCCAUGGAUACAGGAUGAAAAUACAGGGAAAAUUUAUCGUUAUAUAAAUUACAAACUUCAUUAUCGAGACUCGAAGGGCGUGUUUCAUUCACAGCAUUAUCAGGACCGUCAAUCCCAAGAUAAGCGUAAUGAGUACAAUUUAUAUAUACUAUCAUGGUAUCAUCACCCUUGGGCUAUUCCCUAUAAGGAAUCUUUCAGAUUGGUAAUUAGAACUUCAAUAUCUCAUCUGAGAAAAAAUAAAAGUCGGCUUCUUCUUUCGAUUGGCAUUGAAUGGAUAAAGAAACCAUUUGGUGUCUCCAAAGUUUUAGAAGCAGUGGCUAGAGACAUUGCUCUUAAAUACAUGGAUUUAGAAGCUCUUUAUCUCGAUAAAGCCGUUUUGGCAGCCAAAAAUCUUCCUAUAUUAACCAUCGUCAAUCAAUAUGGUAAGGUUGGUGAUUACUCUGAGUCUGUUGUUUUUCAAAGAAAACUUCCAUAUGUUUCACAGCUGAGCAGCCCUUCCAUGUUUUAUUUAAUACGUAGUCAUAUAUGGUUAUUCUUGGGUGGACUUGCUAUGGACCUUGCUGUUUUACCAUGGGCUAUACUGAGCAUUUUCGUGCGUUAUACUUUUUCACACUCUUUUGUAAUGACUUUAUUGGCUUUAUCGCUGACUUCAAACCUUAUAUUGACAUAUAACUUUGGGGAAAACUUUUGGAAAGAAAGACAAGAUCAACAGUUUCUUAACCAAGUGUUCGAUGAUUUCAAACAAUUAGAAACUUCUGCUCGAUAUGUUCAUAUGAAAGAUGUAGAUGACUUAUUGGUUGGUCUUCCCACAUACAGACAUCCAAAUUUAACUGAAAACGGGGAAUGUAUACGAUCGUUUAUUAGCUAUCCUUCACAGGCUAAAACCCACUGGAUGGAAAAAAGAAACUAUAUUGCAGAAAAAAGGAAAUACGUUAUGAUGAAGCUAGCAUCUUUGAAUUAUUUUGAUUACCUUGUACACCAGGAUGCAAUAUACGAACACGUUCAACACGAACUUCUGACUUGCCAGAAAGCUAAAGUCCUAGGGUUAUAUCCGUCUCAAAUUGAGAAGUAUUGUUCAUCUUGUGAAUCAGAAUGGCAAAAUCGCACUUUGUUUUUUGGUGAAGAUAAUCUUGCAACAAGGCUACUCAAUUUAGAUACUCAAUUAUCUUCAGAACCACCCAUAAAGUAAAAAAAAAAAAGGAUUUUAUAUGGGUAACUUAAUGAAUUACAGAAAAAUGUUACUUUACGUUUUUAUUUAUAAUUGACUGUUUCAACGCCAUGUUAGUAAAAUUACAAAAGAAAGCUCGAGACGUUAAGUAGCGUAGAUUUUAGGAUAUAUAUAUGUAAAAUAU
This is a messenger RNA of Schizosaccharomyces octosporus yFS286, 3959 nucleotides long. Its product is annotated as pleckstrin y domain-containing protein. Lineage: Eukaryota; Fungi; Ascomycota; Schizosaccharomycetes; Schizosaccharomycetales; Schizosaccharomycetaceae. The transcript has 4 exons. Bases 176 to 3796 code for a protein of 1206 amino acids. Gene Ontology annotation, cellular component: cytoplasm. The record is from RefSeq and is a predicted model, not a curated record. Gene Ontology annotation, molecular function: GTPase activator activity; protein binding.